Molecule: messenger RNA, 1907 nt
Organism: Panicum virgatum (switchgrass)
Lineage: Eukaryota; Viridiplantae; Streptophyta; Magnoliopsida; Poales; Poaceae
Exons: 4
Coding region: 192-1610 (472 amino acids)
Source: RefSeq, a predicted model, not a curated record
UCCCCUUCCUCCCUGUGCGAGUCUAGUGUGAGAGAGGAAAAGAGGCAGCCCUCCGCUACCCUCUCCUCUCCCCUCCCCUCGCACAGAGAGAGGGGCCGAGGGGGCGAAGGGGAAAAAACAAGAGAAAAACAAAAUCCUAGGGCUCCCCCCUCGAUCCUCUCCGCGAUUGCCCCACCGAUUCGUCCAAUCCAAUGCCGCGCGCCUCGAGGCCCUCCAAUCCCCCGGCGGCGGCGGCGGCGGCCGCCGGCUCCGGCGCAGCCAAGAAUGUGAGCAGCAAUACUGGCCACUCCACCCCAUCUUGCAGCGCACCUGCUUAUAAGUCGUUUCGCCCUGUUACUCGCUCUAUGACCCGUGUGCCUGCUCCUAUCUCUGCUUCACCUGGCUUGAAGGAAGGAGGAUAUGCUAGCACGAGCUCCCGUAGAAGUAUUUCAGGUGCUUCUUUCAGCAUUCAAUCAGCUGCUUCACGGCCAACUGUAACUAAUGCCCGGACCCCUCAUAAAGUGACUUCAUCUGGUUGGAAGCCUCUUACUCAGCCUGUUGCUCUGAGUGAAGAGCAAAAAUUUGCAAGUCUUACUACUGCUAAGCGGUCCAGAGUUGAUUCCUCCCGAGCUGUCAAAGAUUCAACCAAUCAUUCGGCUUCCAAAGCUAACUUAAAUGUUCCAAUAGGCAAAAAGUACCGAGAUGAAGAAAACAUGAGCCAGGGCGAUCAGUUGGAUGGGGCAGUCAUGUCAUCUCCGAAGAAGAAGCUUCAAACUUGCAAAGACCCUUCAGAUUCACCUUCAAUAAGGAAAUCAACUAUCAGAAUCCUGGGUGGCCAAAGCGCUACUCCACUGCCCACAGGGAAGUCUGUAGUUGAAACUGUAAAGAAUCUUGCAAAUAUACCAGCAAAAGUGGUUUCUGCUAGUACAAACGACAUCGGUCAGUCAGUUCCAUUGCUUGCACAGCAGCAGCUACCUGACACCGCAAAGAACUCCAGUGUCAUCACACAAAUUAUUGCCAAUGAAAGGAGUCAAGUCAAUCAGUUGGCUGCUACAAUUGUUACAUUGCCCAGGCAAAACCUUCAAUCUGAUUAUGGAAAGAAGCCUUCCAAUGUGCCCCUAGUGAAGCCUUCAAAUGUACCCAUUGUGAAGCCUUCCAAUGUACCCAUAGUGCCUAACCAGGUCAGUGGGUUGGCUGGAGCAACUGCUCCGUUGGUUACACCGAAGUUAGAAAUCGGAAAGGUACAAAACACUUCCAGUCUUCUGUCGAACCCUGCUUACGCGAGGGCACUUCUAAUCAAGCAGCAAGAGCGGCUGCUACAGCAAUUUAAAUUGGGUAGUUCACAGCACCAGGAGCAACAGCAACAAAAUCAGCUCUACAUCAAAGGGCCAGCUCUGUUUGAGACUGACGAGGCGCCACCAGUUGAACCAUUGGGUACGAAGUGCCAGCUCUGCAAGCUUGAUGUCGCUUUCCGGCCACAAGGGGAUGCUGGCCGUGAUGCAAAUGCUCCUCCAGUUGUCGCAGUUCUGGCAUGCCACCAUGCAUUUCACAGCAGCUGCAUUGAGUCUAUCUAUGGCCUCGCUGAGCCUGCUGAGUGCCUGGCUUGCGUUGAGACUGGGGCAGUGCACUGAUGACUAACAAUAAGCAUCACUUUAGCCUGAUGGCUAUGAAAUAGCCUUAUAGAACAAAAAAUCCUUUUAGGUUGCAUAGAGAGGGUGAGGUCUCAUCUCUAUUGGUAAGAGUUUUCUUUGGUACAGGGGGGGCUGAAAUCAGAGUUUGAUACCUCAUUUCUGUUGGCUUCAGUGCAAUUAGCUAUCGUUGGAGUUUGAUAGAGAGCUGAAUCAUCAGACAUGUGCGUUAACUGUUUUGUUGUCAUUGGCUAAAAUCUGCAGUCUGACCUGAUAAUCUACCAAAUCGUAUGUUAUGAG